Messenger RNA from Kwoniella mangroviensis CBS 8507, 2127 nucleotides. RefSeq lists its product as uncharacterized. The coding region runs from base 1 to 2127 and encodes 708 amino acids. The record is from RefSeq and is a predicted model, not a curated record. Gene Ontology annotation, molecular function: protein binding. The transcript has 5 exons. Lineage: Eukaryota; Fungi; Basidiomycota; Tremellomycetes; Tremellales; Cryptococcaceae.
AUGUCUGACCAUCCUACUCUCACUGAUAUACCCAACGAGGUGAUUCUAGAUCACCUAUUACCGGUUUUACAAUUGAGGGAUAUCGUUUCGCUAUCAGCUGUAAAUCGUCAAUUCAACUUAUUGACCUCCGACCCAACAUUUUGGCGAUCCAAGACACUAUCAGACUUCACUUUCCCCACCACAUCCCAUCCUAAUACCUCAUCAUCAAAAGAUUGGUGGAAGAGGGUCUAUCUAGGUUUAUUGAAUCCCAAAGCGUACCUUUGGGGAUCAUCUGAUAACAGUCGGUUGGGAGGUGCGGAAUUGACUUCGACGAGAAAAUACGCUAGAUAUGUAGAUAUACCCUCUGAAAUCCGUUGGAACGACGAUGAUGAGAAAAAAAGUUGGAGUGAUAAUUUGAAAGAUAGUUUGAUUACUGCUUUAUCCACAUCCACUCAGAACAACCACAAUGACAUUAGUGAAGGAAAUGAACGAAGAGGGAAAUCUGGAGUGGUAGAGUUACAAGCUGGAGGAUGGAGUUUUACUGCUAGGACUAGUGAUGGAUCAAUUUGGGUAUGGGGCCAAUUAGACGGUACGAGACCAGGAUUCAGAAUUCAAUCAUGGGAAGAUAAACAUUGUCCAUGUCCACGACCUACUAAAAUCCCUUUACCGUGUAAGGUCGAAUCUAUCUCAGCUGGUAGGAGACACUUGGUGUUACUUGAUUCCGAUAAUUUGAUCUGGGAAUUGAGAUCGUGGGGUAAAGCGCACUUUCAUACUGCACCUGAACUUACUGCUCCCAUCGGACAUGGUAUCACCCGCUCACCACCGCAUAUUAUCCAGCUGUCCACUGGGUGGCAACAUUCAGCAACUUUGACUUCAAAAGGUGAAAUUCACGUGUGGUAUCCUUUUUCUGAAGCUUAUGAGAAUAGCCUAUCGACCGAGCCCAGUGGGAAUAUCGAGAGCAGCGAUAAAGACAAGGAUAGAGAUUUGAAGUAUGGUAAGGUUGGUGAUAAUGUGCUGGUGACAUUGCCGCCUUUACCCCUCAGACCCACAACUAUACUUACAGAGACGGAUGAAGAUGGGUUUAAGAGUAGAAGGAUAUCUGAAUUACAAGAUGAAUGGGAUGGAUAUGAAAGAUCGAGAUCCCCAAAGGUAUUGGAGGAGGAACAGAAAAUAGUGAAAAUUGCAAGUGGAGAAGAUUUCAUUGUUGCGCUGAAGAAAAAUGGGGAAGUUUGGUUGAUAAAAGUUAAAGAAGGUGAAAAUCUUCUUUGGCAAUAUAUGGAAUACUUCUCAUCGCCAUCGAUAACCCAUCUCACCGCUCAAUUCCGAUCUUUCACCACAUAUGCCACUCCCACCUCUUCUUCCGAUAACUCAUCAGCAGUGUAUCAUGCUAGAAUCACAGAUUAUAGCGAACGAUUAGGAGAAACCAUUAUACCUGAUUCUGAGCUAUUGGAAUAUUUGAAAGAUAAAGGUAUCAUCCAAGUUGCCAUUGGAGAUUAUCAUUAUGCAGCUUUGAAUGAUAAAGGACAGAUGUUUACUUGGGGACAAGGUGAUUCGGGUCAACUGGGUAGAGGUCAAGAUAAAUUUGGGAAAACGCCGGUUAGAGUUAUAUUUCCUGAAGACGAGCAAGAAACCGAAGGAGAAGGGGCUUUCAUAUUUAGCAUAACUGCUGGUGGGUGGCAUACUGGUGCGUUAGUCUUAGGUGAUCCCAAACCUAGAUCUAGAUCCGUAAAAGGAAAAGAAAAAGAAGAAGACAAACAAGUGACCGAAGGAGAAGACCAACGGGAAGCGGAAGAAGAGAGUGGAUGGCCAAGAGGAUUACACAACCCUUUCAACAACACUGAGACCGUCCCUGUACCGCCGAAUACACGAGGUGGAGGACCGGUCAGAGCUAUGCCAAUGUAUAGAAUCGGUUUUGCUGGAAGGGGAGCGAAUCUCGGUGGAUUGGUUGGACUGGGCAGAGGUAGAGAUACAGGUGCAGGUGCAGGUGCCGGUGAUACCUCCAAUGCGGAUACACCAGAUCAAGCGAAUAGCGGCCGGGGAGCAGCACCGAUUUUUAGAGUUGGGUUUGCUGGAAGAGGAGCGAAUACGGCGUCUGCAAGAGGGAGAGGGAGAGGAAAAGAGCAAGGCGAUUCUAAUCCACCAUGGUAG